Brugia malayi is the source of this 1218-nucleotide messenger RNA. RefSeq names its product Transcription factor IIA, alpha/beta subunit family protein (gene Bma-pqn-51). Gene Ontology annotation, biological process: transcription initiation at RNA polymerase II promoter; transcription by RNA polymerase II. The record is from RefSeq and is a predicted model, not a curated record. The transcript is spliced from 9 exons. The coding region runs from base 1 to 1218 and encodes 405 amino acids. NCBI's taxonomy places the organism in Eukaryota, Metazoa, Nematoda, Chromadorea, Rhabditida, Onchocercidae. Gene Ontology annotation, cellular component: transcription factor TFIIA complex.
AUGUCACAACAACAGCAAGCAGGUCACACCAUUGCAGAUGUAUACAAAGGUGUAAUAAAUGAUGUUAUCGGACAAGUGAAGGAAGCGUUUUUGGAUGAAAAUGUCGAUAUUGAUGUUUUACAGCAGCUCAAAAAGGAUUGGGAAGAAAAGUUAAUCGCAAGCAAUAGUGUUGAUUGGGAUGGUCCACGACAUGUGCCACCACCUCCAUUACGACAGAUGAAGCAGCCAAUUAUGACAAGCACAACUAUACCUCCAGGCAGUACUGUUCGCAUUGCACAGAAUGGGCAGCAUAUAUUGGUUCAACAGUCAACACGGUCGUCGUCAUCAUCGUCGUCACAAGUUACACAGCCGGCAUUGGUUAUGCAGGCAAGUGGUACAUCAAGCAUACAAAGGCCUGUACAUCAGGUACAGUACAUUAGCGCUGCCAAUAUUCCGAUCAACAGUGAUCCAAAUACUGUUGUAAUACAGCGACAAUCGGUGAGUCAGAAUACAUCGCAGAUAACUACAGUGACUCCUGGAAUGAUUACAUUUCCUGCUGGACAAGGUCAAGCACGAAUCAUUCAACAAGGGGGGCAGCAGUUUUUGAUGCAUGGAAGUGGGACAGCAAAUCUUCCGACGGGCAGCAGCGUUAUGAUUUUAAAUGCUGGUUCACAAAUUCCGGUGACCCUGAAUAACGCUGUCGUCUAUCAACCCGCAAACAGACAGUUACUUCAAUCUGGACAAUCUAAUCCAAAACUGGAAGACACGAUACAAAUGCUUGAUGGAGCAACAAGUUUGGCUGUUAAUACAUCAGGAGCAGGUUCAUCUCGCACAAAUUGCAAAUACACAGAGCGAAAAACCGACAAAAAAUGCACAUUGAAAAAGCUAGCACAAUUAGAUGGAGCAAGUCGAGUGAGUGAUUCAUCAUCAGAAGAAGAAAUGGAUGAAGAGGAUGAUGACGAUCCGCUGAGGACAAUUGCUGACCGCAUAAGUGAAGAAGGAAAUGCAGUUGACGACGAAGAUCAGGUAACUGAAGAAGAUCCCCUAAAUUCUGGUGAUGAUCAAAGUGACGAUGAAGAUGUGGAGAGGCUUUUCGAAGCAGAGAAUCUCGUCAUGUGUCAGUUCGAAAAAGUACAUCGUGCUCGCAGUAAGUGGAAGUUCACGUUGAAAGACGGCAUAAUGCACAUACGUGGUAAGGAUCAUUGCUUCCAGCGCUGUUCGGGUGAGGCCGAAUGGUAG